Molecule: messenger RNA, 937 nt
Organism: Paramecium octaurelia
Lineage: Eukaryota; Ciliophora; Oligohymenophorea; Peniculida; Parameciidae
Source: the annotation of a GenBank genome assembly
AUGGAAACAGAACGUAUAAAGAAAACUGAUCACUUAAUAAAAUUGGAGGAUGCACAAAUAACACCCUUUUUAUGUAAUGGAUGAAUUAAUUUAGGGAAAUCCUAUGUUAUAUUUAAUGAGGAACAUCCUGAAUACACUUUAAACUAGCUUCUUCGCUUUCUGCUAAAGAUGAUAUAUGUGUAAGCAAUUAAUUUAAUAUUUGUUUAUAUUAUAUCCUUUUUAACAUUUUAUUUGGAAAGUUUUUAGAAUUUGCUAGUUGGACGUGAUGAAGGUAAUACUUAUGUACUUUACACGGUUGCCUUUGUGAUAAUAUUUUAUAUUGCAGUAUGCGCAAAAAAAGCAAGGACUUCAUUUAAGUUGAUAAUAUUUAUUAUAUUGUCAUCAAUGGUCAUAUUUCUUUUUGGAAAUCUGUUGGGAUUGAUAGUACUAUAGUACCCUAGUGAAUAAAAAGUUAUUUUUUUAGUUUAUACCAUCCUCUUAACUUCGACUAUGAUAAUAUCAUUCAUUUUAAUAUUGAAUUUUAUUCCAACUUAAAAAUUUAGUUUUGAAAGUAAUAAUAUAAUUAAAUUAGAAUUGGUUGCUACAUCCACUUUAGCCUAGUUAAUAAUAUUUAUAAUAUUUAUUAGUAUUUACAGUGAAGAAUGGGGUUUUAUUGUAUUUGUCUGGCUUUAUCAUUAUUUAUAUUGUGUAUUUUUUACUUAUCAUCUCAUUUUAAUAUCAACAGGAUAAGAUGUAUUUUAUAAAUAAAGUAUUAUAGAGAAUUUUUAAGGGAGAUGAAAAUAUACCUUUAGAUUAUAUGAUGGCAGGAUUAAUUGCUUAUAUAGGAUCAGUUUGUUUAGCUAUAGCAAUUGUUCAAAUAUUGACCCUAAUGCUCCUUUUUGAAUCCAUUUUAAUAUUGUGUUGCAAAACAGAUGAAAGAUAUUUUAGUAUUGUUUGA